CAAGGGCUUCCCAAGGCAGGACAGACCCAGAGCGUCGGAUCGUCUGUCUAGAGUAGUCGAGUGACGGCAGUGGAGGAGAGCGCACGUGAACAAAUUAGAGAUACCAGGAAGAUCACUGACACCUGAGCCAUGACGUCAUCUGAGAGCGACACCCGUCCCUCCCCCCAACAAGGCGGAAAAGAUCUGGAAGCACUGAAGAUUAAUGGAAGAUGGGCGGCAGGCAUCACCAUUCUGUGUUUCAUGUAUGGGGAGAUCACGGUGGCCAGCCAGCUGCCUGUAGACCCCCGCCAGGGAUCGUGGCUCCUCCUGCAGUCGCCCCUCCCCUCCCUCCUCUUGUGUCUCCUCUAUGUUGGCAUCGUCACCUGGUGGGGACCUCUCUAUAUGUCCUCUAGAAAACCUUUCUCAGGACUCAGACCCUUCAUGAUUGCCUACAACGCCUUCCAGGUCGUCUUUUCUGCCUGGCUAUUAUUUGAGGGAGGAAGAAACGGGUGGUUUGGGAGCUACAAGUUCAUCUGCCAGACUUGUGACUUCUCUAAUAACCCGAAAGCCAUUGGGAUGAUGCACGCAGCUUUCUGGUACUAUUUCUCGAAGUAUGUUGACUUCAUUGACACGAUCUUCUUCGUGUUGAACAAGAAGUACGAGCACAUCUCCGUCCUCCACGUCAGUCACCACGCCCUCAUGCCCAUCAGCCUCUGGUACGGCGUCCGUCAUCAGGCAGGUGGUCACGCUACCUUCAUGGGUUUCAUUAACUCCUUCGUACACGUUGUCAUGUACUCGUACUACCUGCUGGCGGCCAUGGGUCCCCGCCUCCGUCCCUAUCUCUGGUGGAAGAAGUACCUCACUAUGCUACAGAUGGUGCAGUUCACCAUCGUCUUCUUCCAUGCUGUCUCGGUGGCAUUCGUGGAGUGUGAGGUGCCGUCAGUGUGUCUACGAUGGGAGUGCGGUAUUGCGGUCAUGUUCUUUGUCCUCUUCGCAAACUUCUACAUCAAGUCGUACCGGAAAAGCGUAAAAAUCGAGGGUAAUGCUGGCACCAAGGUAACGAUGCCAGGCCUCUCAAACAUGUGUUACAUUCACCCAUCAAGCAAACAUUCUUACAAAAUGGCCUAUGAUGCAUCAAGAGUAAUGACCAACGGUUUCCCCAACGGCAAACCCAACAAUGUCUCCAACGGAAAACUCAACGGUGUUACCAAAGAAAUACCCAACAGUAUGGUCAUCGGUGCGUCAGAUGAUGCGUCUCCUCAUCGACAAGAAGCUGUGAGAUUAAGGAGUCCGGUUAGUCACUAAGUGGCGGAUUACUCAGGACCCUUAAUUACUGCGAGACCUUCACACACACCUGCUCAGGACACAACCAAACACCUGCAGAGUUCACAACGACACACCUGCCGAAACCACAACCAUACAUUUGCUCAGCUUACAACCACAAUACCAACAUGUCUGUCUCUCUCUUGCGAGUGCUUCAGGUUCUGUGAUCACUGCUUUAUGACAUCGAGUGAUAUAAUUUUGGCAUUAUAUGUUUUCAUCAUCUAU
This is a messenger RNA of Homarus americanus (American lobster), 1527 nucleotides long. RefSeq names its product elongation of very long chain fatty acids protein AAEL008004-like. Gene Ontology annotation, cellular component: endoplasmic reticulum membrane. The transcript has 9 exons. The record is from RefSeq and is a predicted model, not a curated record. Gene Ontology annotation, biological process: fatty acid elongation, polyunsaturated fatty acid; fatty acid elongation, saturated fatty acid; very long-chain fatty acid biosynthetic process. Bases 130 to 1284 code for a protein of 384 amino acids. Lineage: Eukaryota; Metazoa; Arthropoda; Malacostraca; Decapoda; Nephropidae. Gene Ontology annotation, molecular function: fatty acid elongase activity.